Molecule: messenger RNA, 699 nt
Organism: Funneliformis geosporum
Lineage: Eukaryota; Fungi; Glomeromycota; Glomeromycetes; Glomerales; Glomeraceae
Source: the annotation of a GenBank genome assembly
AUGCAAAGGAUACGCUUUAAGGAAAAUGAAGAUAAUAUCAUUAAAGAGGUGAUGGAAAGGUUGGAUCAUAAACAACGUAACUGUUAUAAGAUUGUACAAAAUGUGCUUGCUAGGAAUUCUAUCCAAAAAUCCUUAAAACAAAUCCGUCAACGUUAUAAAAAUAAUCUGGACCAAAAACUUUGGAAAGAACCUUUAAAAGUUUAUGAACAAGAUUUCGUCAUUCAAUGGAUUGAAAAUAAUAAAAAACCGAAAGGUAAAAUUAGCUAUGCAAAUUUAAGUAAUGUGAUGAAAAAUAGGUUCGGUAAAUUGUACUCCGAGAACAAACUCAAGAAUUUUUGGAAUUCCAGAAAAGAAAGAAAACUUUUAAAAGAUAAAAUAAAACAAGGUGAAAUAACUAAACUUCAUUUUGAUGAAGAGAAAUCCAAAACUACGUCAUCGCUCUCUGUUCCCAUUAUUACAAGUUUUAAUUCUACAAGAAAAGUCUCAGAACGCUCAAUUCCUCCUGUGCUUCCUCCUAUUUAUACGCAUGACUCUCUCUUGAAAAAUCAAGCUCCUUCAGUGAUUUACCCGGUUUCUCAAUAUCACCUAAUGUCUAUUUAUAUACCUCUUCCAAUUCUUUCUACAAUUCUUCCUCCCAUUGAUUCUCCAAAUGAAUUGCACUUGAGAAAUCAAGCUUCAUCACUCCAAUUCAAACUUUGA